GUCAAGUGUCAAACUUAUAGGUUAUAAAAAAAGCAUACAAUAUGAAAAUAUUUUAGGAUAUUCUAGUACAUUUUACCUUUAACCUAGAUGGAAGUAUAGGGUUGGUAAGAUCCUUUAUGCCCUACAUGAAUAUUCUAAUAGGACGAUGUAUUAUUUUAAACAGGUGAAGAAUGGUGGAGCCCACUGUGUUCCAAGGUGUAGCUGAGAUCCCAGUGCAGAUAUUUAGGGUAGAGUUGCUUUCGAUUAUCUAAUUUCACAGUCCUAGGAGUGAUGCUGUACUAAAAGAUUUGUAUUUUCUUUGCAGGUAUUCUUAAGAUAGAACAGUUCAACUUUCCUGUGUUUCCCCUCAAUGCUCAGCAAAUUGUAUAAUUCAUGACAUCUCUUAAACUAUAAGUACACAAACAAAUCCUACUAAUGCUAGCAAAUAAAUAAAAUACACAACUCACUUAGAAAAAGUAUAGAUGAUAUCUUAAUUAUUUAAUUUUGCUUUACAAUAUAUCACCAAGUAGCAAUAUACUUUCUGCAAUUUUGAACUUGUUUCACAAUAUAUUAUGGAAAAGCUGUCUCGCCCAGUUGCUGCUUAACUUUGGAUUAACUGUGAUAUUUCUGAAAAGAAAAUAUGUGUGAUAUAGACAUUGUUAUAUGAGGACACAGUCAUAGUCUUCGAUAUACAUUUCUUUGGUGGUAUCUAAGGCGCUUCAUGAUGGACAAAGGAGACCAGAAGCAGAAGAAUGCCAAAAGACAUGGUGCUGGUGAUUUACAUAAUGCCAGACACAGCAUUAACUCUAACUCGGGAGUGCUCAUGGUUGGGCCUAAUUUUAGAGUCGGCAAGAAGAUUGGAUGUGGAAACUUCGGGGAGCUGAGAUUAGGCAAGAACCUGUACAACAACGAGCACGUGGCUAUCAAGAUGGAGCCGAUGAAAUCGAAAGCGCCCCAAUUGCAUUUAGAGUACAGAUUCUACAAGCUGCUCGGCAGUCACGAGGGAAUCCCGGACGUGUACUAUUUCGGCCCUUGCGGCAAGUACAACGCUCUCGUCAUGGAACUGCUGGGGCCCAGCCUGGAGGAUCUCUUUGACAUGUGUGACAGGAAGUUCACUCUGAAAACCGUUCUGAUGAUUGCAAUACAGCUACUGCACCGCAUAGAAUAUGUUCAUUCUAGACACUUAAUAUAUAGGGACGUGAAACCAGAGAAUUUCCUCAUAGGCCGAAGUAGUACCAAGCGCGAAAAAGUGAUCCACAUCAUUGACUUUGGUCUAGCCAAGGAGUAUAUCGAGCUGGAAACGAACAAGCAUAUACCGUAUAGAGAACACAAAAGUUUGACAGGUACCGCGCGGUAUAUGUCAAUCAACACGCACUUAGGCAAAGAGCAGUCUAGAAGGGACGACCUAGAGGCCCUAGGACACAUGUUCAUGUACUUUUUGAGGGGCUCGUUGCCCUGGCAAGGACUCAAGGCUGACACGCUUAAAGAAAGGUAUCAGAAGAUAGGCGAUACGAAGAGGGCCACGCCGAUUGAGGUGCUUUGCGAGGGGUAUCCUGAAGAAACGGCGACGUAUCUGAGGUAUGUUCGGCGGCUGGAUUUCUUCGAGACGCCCGAUUAUGAGUAUCUGCGAAACUUAUUCAUGCAACUCUUCAACAAAAAGGGGUACGUGGACGAUGGCGAGUUCGAUUGGACGGGAAAAACGAUGGGAACAUCUGUGGGAUCGUUGCCUACCACUGCUCACGAGACAGUCGUGUCUCCGAACAGGGAUAGGCAUGCUCUAUCGAAGAUUAACAAGACGGGUUGGCCAGAGGCAUCGAAACAGAGCACCUUAGGUAACUUAACUCCGGCUGAUCGCCACGGCAGCGUGCAAGUAGUCAGUUCGACAAACGGUGAGCUGAACGCCGACGAUCCAACGGCGGGUCACAGCAACACGCCGAUAACGCAACCGCAAGAAAUCGAACUGAUCGACGAGACGAAGUGCUGCGGAUUCUUCAAAAGAAAAAAGAAGAAGAGCGUACGCACCAAGUGACCGCGUUGUACUACGGUAUAUGUUUGUGAGGAACGCGCCAAGUUGAACGCGGUGUUGCCAGUUGACUAGUCCAGGCGGGAUUCACCCAAUGAGUUUUUGUCACAAGGCAAAAUUCUCGCAUUCGUGAGUGACUCGAGUUUUUUUUCACUAUCACGUUUCAUGGAUGUAAUUUGAAUCAAGAGGUAACUGGACGGUAAUACGGUGCAAAUUUAUUUGAACAUUUUUUUCAUCUAAAUUAUAGAACAUUUUUCAGCUACGGGCGAGUUUUUAUUGGAUCAUUGUUAUUUAACUAGUAACUUCUUUAAAGUUCAUCGUUUUCGAGUUAUAAACGAUUUGAAGUCUGAAAAGUUCUAAAAUUAGCCAGUUUCGGUGCCUGAAAACAUAGUCAAAAAAAUUGUGCUUGAAGUUACCAAUAGUCCAACUUAAUGAUCAAACCUUUCCCUACAAAACCUCGUGACUUUCAUACGCUAGAAGGACACGCUCGUAACAUAUCCCAAUGCUUUAAAAUACCAACCCUAAAAUACUCUAUUUAAUUUAGACACUUGACUACUUCAAAAAUGGUAAUUUUGACCGAGUUUUGUAGCACUGAAAGUUACCAUUUUUAGCGCCAAUUAAUAAUUGAAUAUAAUGCACGACAGACUUAUAGUGUCCGUUUACGGUUUUUAUCGACGAUCGUACCGAAAAAGCGACUUCUGUGGCUGCGCCUGUUGUGCUUGUGGAGGUGCGGGUCGCGGGAAGGGCGUGGGGUCUAUCCAUUCGAUUCGCUUCGUCUAUAGCACAGUCAAAUUAAGUAAAUUUGUUGCUGUGUUCGUAUCGAAAAAUGCGAUUUAUUUUAGAUUCGCUACAUUCAAAAAUUAUAUGGUAGUAUUAGUGCUUUUUACAUUGCUGAAAUGUAUAAUUUAUACGGAUGAAUUAGCAUUCAUUAUUUAGACCAAGGUGUAAUUUAAUUGAUGGCUAAAAAUACAGGAUAUAUUGCCUUAGCUCAUUUUAGAAAGAAAAGUUCAUAUGAACAUAUGUCCUAAACCUCUUAACUUUUGAGCUACAGGGUGUUAAAAUUUUGAGAUAAAAUUCGUUUGCUUAUCGUAACUUUAAAAUAUUUUCAUGGAUUAAAAAUAUAAAAUUUUCUGCCUUAGUUCCUCUACAGUAUGAAUCGAUGUAGUAUAAACUACAGUUUUGAGGUGUACAUCACAGAAAACAGUCUAAAAUAUUUAAAUCGGGCUACCUUGGAGGUUAAGAUUGAGUUCCCCCACGUCCUAUCCAGCGAUUUGUAAAUGCUUCAUUUAGAAAUUUCCUAGCAUGAAGGCUAAACUGUGCAGGAGCACCCUCAUAGGUACAUCCUCAAGCAAAAUUGGCAAAUCGCUUUAAAAAAGUGACGAUAGGAUAGUCCAUCCAGUCGUCCUCGAAGGAAAGAACGGUCCUAUGAGGAAAUCUCCAACUAUCCCUGCCCACACAUUCAAGAAAAACGGCUCCUUAUGAUGUGCCUACUUUCGAAUGGAAUUGUAGGAAAAACUAGCUUCAUCAGUAAAAAAUAUUUUGAUAUCAAAUAAAGGGUUAAAAACCAUCGGCAGAAAUUUGAACUCAAUGGAAAAUCACGCGGCAGCAGUGCUUAAACCCUUUUAUUAUGAUAGGGGUAAAUGGGAAACAUUAAUUACUGCAAUUUUCCUAGUACUUGUUUCUGGAUGUUCCUCAAUUGUGUUUAAAACAGUUCCUCUAAUUCUGGUGUUCUCACGGUGCGAUGUGCCGCAAUGGAACUAUUGUCGAUGCUAAGACUCUCAGUUUGAUGUAAUCUUCUGUAUAUUAUAGAAAACAUUCUGGCCACGGGAAUGAUACGAUUUGGAAACCGCUCUUGAUAUAUCUGCCUAGCCAUAAGCGCAUUCCUGUCAGCAAAUGCAUAUCUGCUAACUCGGAAUUUGUAAAUCUUGGUAUACUUAACUUAUUUCCUCUAUUAUUGAUUAAAGAAACUGUCACAAUGUAAGAAACUAUCACGUUUAUGAAAAUACUUGUGUUAAAAUAAGACCGCAACGUAAUCGAUCAAAUAUGAUUAUUUUAAAAACAAAAUAGGGCACCAACCCACUAGUCCAAAAUAAUUAUUUCGCUAUACUACAAAUGCAUGAAGAUGGUUUUUAUUUUUUUACGUGAAAACGGUGCAUCGGACAGAAAAAAGUCUAGAGGUAGGAUAAAUGAGGCUUUCAAAAAUUUUUAUUUUAGGAAAAGGCAAUGGCGUACUAUAUUUUACGGACGUCACUGGUAGAAAUGUUAAAAAAUAUUCUACAUCAAAAAAUGCCUAUUGAUGCUUAGCAGAUGCAUGUCAAAUGUCAUGAAAAUAUCUAGAACAGUAUUAAAGUUAUGAUGACGAAACGAUUUUUUUCUUAAAAUCCCAACACCCUGUAGCUCAGAAAUUAAGAGGUUUAGGACAUAUGUUCAUACAAACCUCUCUUCCUAAUAUGAGCUAAGCAAUCAUAUCCUGUAUUUUUAGCCAUGAAUUAAAUUACACCCUGAAUAACGCUUGUCGGUACCAUAAAGAAGCAGAAAGGAAUGUAAAUAGACCCUAUAAGUCUGUCGUGAAGUAUAACACUCAACACAAACUGGGUAAACAUAUAUGACCUACUCUAAGGAUCACACACCUGCGCUAAGUAAAUCACUUGAAUAGAGACAAAUUCGCCUGGACUGUGCGUGGCAACACCGUCGCUGGAAUCGCUUCACUUUUGGACUCACCAGCUAGUUCUUAGGUUAGGUAUCUACAAUGUAAGUUGCAAAUAUGUCUUAUAUCCGUAAAUGUAUGAUGCAGAUCCGUAAGACAUUUCAGUACGACUUUUUUUUGUUGCGUACCAUUUUUAUCAUUGUCAUUAUUUAUUGUAACUUUACCUUGCGUCUAAUUAUGUUUUAUACAAAUAUAUUGAUUUUACUUAAGUUUAUUUAA
Messenger RNA from Acanthoscelides obtectus, 4928 nucleotides. The record is from the annotation of a GenBank genome assembly. Lineage: Eukaryota; Metazoa; Arthropoda; Insecta; Coleoptera; Chrysomelidae.